Molecule: messenger RNA, 930 nt
Organism: Carica papaya (papaya)
Lineage: Eukaryota; Viridiplantae; Streptophyta; Magnoliopsida; Brassicales; Caricaceae
Gene: HS1
Product: heat stable protein 1
Biological process (GO): pollen tube adhesion
Source: RefSeq, a predicted model, not a curated record
UUAACUUGAACAGAUCAAAUCCAUUGAACAUCGGGUCCUUUUGUUUAGUCCAGUUGGGUAGUUUUGGAAAUUGCGUCUUCUUGUGGGUUUAUAUUUUGAUUGUUUAUCUUUCACAACUGAAAACUGCUCUAUUGAUUUAGAUCACCCAAAUCCCAAGUAGUGAUUCCAAGAUCAGGUGAUAUAAUAAUAUUCAUCCAAAAAUAUAUAAUGAUAUAAUACGUAUGUCAACAAUACUUACCAGGUAGCAGAAAUGGAGGAAGCGAAAGGAGUAGUGAAGCACGUAUUGGUGGCAAAGUUCAAAGAAGAAACCCUACCUGCUCAAAUCGAUGAACUCAUCAAAGGGUACGCCAAUCUCGUCAAUCUUAUUGAACCCAUGAAAUCUUUCCACUGGGGGAAGGAUGUGAGUAUUGAGAACCUGCAUCAGGGUUUCACUCAUGUGUUUGAGUCCGCCUUCGAGAGCACAGAAGGGAUUGCUGAGUACAUAGAUCACCCUGCGCAUGUUGAAUUUGCCAAUUUGUUCCUGCCCGUUCUGGAGAAAUUUGUGGUGAUUGACUACAAACCCACUACUGUUUCUUUCUAGAUUCAAAAGGGUAUUCUAAAUCUAUCAGGUUUUCUGCCAUUGGUGUUUGCUUUCUGCUUCAUUGAAUAAUAGACGGAUAACGAAGGAGAGAGUAAUUAGUAGGCAAAAUGAAUAAAUUGGAUAAACUCCCUUUUGAGGGUUUUAUGUGAUUCUUUUUAGUUUGAUUUGGUGAAGGGGUUUAACACUUGUAUGCCAAAGCCUUGUUGUCUUGAUUAAGGGAGGCUUGAAUAAAUUGUAUUAUUCUAGUAUGUAAAAUGUGAUCUUUUUCCAGGGUCUGUUUGCUUCAUUUUACUUAAUUGGCUUUGGCCAAUAAGGAUUCGAUUAUUAGGGUCUUGGAAUUUAAAGCAAAA